Molecule: messenger RNA, 630 nt
Organism: Cervus elaphus (red deer)
Lineage: Eukaryota; Metazoa; Chordata; Mammalia; Artiodactyla; Cervidae
Product: protein FAM209A-like
Exons: 1
Coding region: 1-630 (209 amino acids)
Source: RefSeq, a predicted model, not a curated record
AUGGGUUCUGGCUGGGGCGGGGCCCACUGUGACAUCACCAAGGGCCAAGCUUGGCUGGUCCUCAGUCUCCAGGUGCCAGGGCAGACCAGCACACCAGGAGCUGUUUCCUCUCGGCUCACCAUGUGGUCCGUCAAAUGGUUCCUGUGCUUUUCCAUGGCUGUUACGUAUGUCUACGCUUUAAUGUUUACUUCCCUGAGAGAGAAAGCCGAAGAACUCCAGAGUCAGGUGCUCUGCGGAGGACACUGUCUAAUUCAGCAGAAUCAACCAGAGCAUGCCCAAGACUGGUUUAAGAUCGUGUUGCUCGGGCUUUUCUUCAUUGUGCUCAUGUACGUGACAGUGGAGCUGACAGGAGAGAGUGGUGAGAGUAAUGUGCAGACUCCUCCUGCCCGUCAGGGUGGUUCAUUUGGCUCUCUGGGACAGAAAAAGAAAAAGGCCUCCCCAGACAAAGACUGUAUGUUCGCUACCUUAACCCAGCUCGAGAUGGACCUUGUGAAAUUUGUGUCCAGGGUGCGGAAUCUGAAACUUGCCGCGGCAACCUGCGAUAACCUCAACCCUCCCAAUGUUGAGGUUCCCGCAGCACACAAUAACAUUACACUGUAUGAACUCUGGUGCGACGAAGACUCUGAAUGA